Molecule: messenger RNA, 1848 nt
Organism: Drosophila serrata
Lineage: Eukaryota; Metazoa; Arthropoda; Insecta; Diptera; Drosophilidae
Source: RefSeq, a predicted model, not a curated record
AUGCGGUUGGAAGGCGCUAAGUGGGCGCUGCUGGUGUGUCUCGUUUUCUCAGUAAGCUGUAUCCAGAUCGAUGCUUACUCCCAGGUACUGGUCAGUGGCAAUGGAGCGGAAACGGGGCAAGGUCCUCGAAUUUUUAAGGCCCUUAAUACGGAUUUGAUAUUCCCGAAAACCUUCAACUCCAGCGAUAAUGUUGUAUCGACCACUUUGGCUCCUCCAACGACAUCCCUGCCACCGAUUUCAUACAACCAUCAACCCGAGACGGUUUCUGGAACAACAAACUCACCUGUGUUUGUUACACCUUUGGUUGCUGAAGAGCCGGCUGGGGACAGUAAACCCGCUCCUGAUACUAACACUGCUUCCGAGGAACAGCCUGAACCAAUUGUGGAAGCAGCUUCCACAGGACGCGCAGUGGACUACCGGACAGCGUAUUCCUUUGGUCAGCUAAUUACUCCGUUGCUGAGGGCCGGCAAGCCACAGCAGUACAACUCGCGACCCGCACAGACCCGUAUUUAUCCGCAAGGUAGUCGUCCCCUGUAUUACUCUUCCUCAUCUUCAUCACGAAAUCCAUCUCGCCAUCAAGCUUCGAAGCUCAACAAUAAAAAAGGAUUCAGCGAUCGCUUCACUCCCGGAGAAGGAACCGCCGCAAAUCUGUUCAAGGCUCACAAUCACAAUCACAAUCACGACCAUAGCCAUGAUCAUUCCCAUGGGCAGGAUGGUAAGGCGGCCUCUGGAUCCAACUCUGUAAACACAUAUGUUGCUCCAAGUGAUGCCUAUUCAUUUCCGCCCUUAAAUACGAAGUACCCAUCGCCUUCGAAUGAUCCAAAGGCAGCUCUGCCCUCGGACACUGUUACGAGUUACCUACCACCCGCCUCUGGAGGAUUGAGUAACGCUGGUUACUCCUAUCCUGGGCCUUCAUUCUCUGGCUACAAGUACCCCGGUCCAUUGGCGGCAGGCAACGGCGACAAGGAAACAGCUGCCAGUUCCCCAAGUGCGUCGCCCCCAGCGGACGAUGAUCCCGGUAACGAUGAUGUGAUCGGAGUUCUGCCCGCCAGUGCUAUGGACAAUGUUCCCAUGAAGGAUAUGGAUGGCAAGGAUGCCGGUGGAAGUUCUGCCGCUGCAGAUGACGGAGAUAUGAGCCCGCCCGCAGGCGGAGGAGCAGAUGCUGGUGGGGGCGACGGAGACGACGGGGUUGCUGGAACUCUUCCAGCGCUCCACAACGAUGGCUCUCAUGGCGAAGACGAUCACAAGUACGAUCCCAACAUGGAGUACGCCACACCGCCUCCUGGCUGGCUGGAGUCUCACCCAGAAUCGGCUGUUCCCAAGCCAGAGGACCACGAUCACGAUCAUGAUCACGACCAUGCACCGGAACACAUUCAUGGUCAUCAUCACGACCAUUAUCCGGGUCACUUUGAUUAUCAGCCGUCCUAUCCGGAUGACUCCUACCCGGAUGUGAUUUACGAUGCCCAUCCGCAUCAUCACCACCAUGUGCACCAUCCGCCGCCGCCACCACCUCCACCUCCGCCACCACCACCUCCCCCGCCUCCUACUGAACCGCCUCCACCUCCACCGCCACCGCCAGAGCCGCGUGUGAAAAAGUACAGCUACUUUUACAUCGGCCGCAAGCUCUGGUACAUUCCCCUUUACUUUACUGUGUGGUUCAGCUUUUACAUUCUGUGGCUGAUCAUCAAGUCCAUUGGCCGGCACAAGGUGAACCUGCCCAACCACUACGUUUCGAGACGCAGUGCGCCGGAUCCGUUUAGCGAGCAGGGUCGGGACGAAUACAUAAACGAGAUGACAGUGAAGGUGCUGGAACACAUCGAUAGCUUUAAGCAGAAAUAUUUGAACUGA